AUGGCUGUUACACAUUCUAGUCUUCAGCAGAUGAUGGACGAGAUGGCAGAGGACAAAUCAGUGGCUUCCUUGGAGAAGACGAGCAGCAUCAAGGUUGACCAUCGAACCACCCGCUCCUUCGCCAACGCAGCUCUACAGAUAUUCAUUCGCCGUAUCGCGUUUCUUCUGAUGAAACAAAAGCUCCCUCAACCCGAAGGAUCACCGCAACUGAAGCCACAUAGAUACGCAGACGAACGAACUCCGGUGGUCGAGGAAAAAGUAGGAGACAUGUGGACAUACAGGUUUAUAAACGACUGCGCGGGAAUGGAUCGCCCAAAGGCUUCGCAUACGUUAUGCUACUUUGCUGGUGGAAGCUUCACGUCUCCAGCUGCUAAAGAACACUGGCUUCUAUGUUCGGAGCUUGCAGUCAAACUUCCUGCAUACCGAGUGCUACUUGUUAGCUAUCCUUUGGCGCCAAACCAGCCGGCCGAGAAGGCACUACCGGCACUUCACCGAUUCUACCAUACUCUGGAGGCGCAAUGUGUGAAGGACAAGACUUGGUUGACUUUUGCUGGGGAUUCCUCUGGCGGAAAUGUUGCUUUGACACUGGGACUAUAUGCCGCCUCGUCAUAUCUAAACUCCAACAAGAGAGACACUUGUCGACUUCGCAACGUCUUUGUGAUAUCUCCACCCACCGACUUCCGAAAUGAAAACCCCGCCAUUGACGAAGUAGCCCGGCAAGAUCCGCUACUGAGCAGGAAGACUAUCGACGACGCUGCGAAUGCAUGGCGAGGUGAUUGGCCUGCGGCAGAACCACAGGUGUCUCCUAUAUUUGCAGACUUGAGUCUUUUCAGAUCUGCCCAUAUCAAAGUGGACGGGGUUGUAGCUGGAUAUGAUGUGCUGGGUCCGGAUGCGACUGUAUUUCGAAAGCGUCUAGCUGAGGUUGGGGUCCGUGGUGACUGGCUAGAAUGGGAUAAGCAAGUGCACUGCUUCCCUUUGAUGUGGUCAUACCAUAUCAAGGAAGGCAAGGCCGGGAAAGACUGGUGUCUGGACGUCCUUCAAAGAAACGCUCACUUUGUCGAUCGCUCUGAUACAGGAAUACCAUGA
Messenger RNA from Glarea lozoyensis ATCC 20868, 1086 nucleotides. RefSeq names its product alpha/beta-Hydrolase. NCBI's taxonomy places the organism in Eukaryota, Fungi, Ascomycota, Leotiomycetes, Helotiales, Helotiaceae. Gene Ontology annotation, molecular function: hydrolase activity. The transcript has a single exon. The record is from RefSeq and is a predicted model, not a curated record. The coding region runs from base 1 to 1086 and encodes 361 amino acids.